Atta colombica is the source of this 1071-nucleotide messenger RNA. RefSeq names its product serine protease gd-like. NCBI's taxonomy places the organism in Eukaryota, Metazoa, Arthropoda, Insecta, Hymenoptera, Formicidae. Gene Ontology annotation, molecular function: serine-type endopeptidase activity. The transcript has 4 exons. The record is from RefSeq and is a predicted model, not a curated record. Gene Ontology annotation, biological process: proteolysis. Bases 74 to 1006 code for a protein of 310 amino acids.
UGUAUAUUAUGACUGUAGAUUUGCUGAAUCAGUGAAGUUCAACUGUGUUUUUUUCCGUGCGGAAUCUCAGAAGAUGGCUAAGCACCUUAUCUUAAUUGCGUUGUUAUCAUAUCUAUUCUGUACCAGAACAGCUGCCGUGGUUUCAUACAGAACCACGUCCACUAUCGUCUCUCCUUCUAAUGAGAAUGCCAACAACGAAUGUGGUAUCACUAGCAACUAUUACACCGAUGAUACAAAUAGUAAAAUGUCCAAUGGUGCGGUGACGUUACCAGGCCAAUGGCCAUGGGUAGUGGCAAUCUAUAAUUUAAUAAAUGACGAAUUUAUAAAUAAGUUCAUGUGUGCCGGUUCCAUUUUAACAACCAGACAUGUCUUAACAGUGGCUCAUUGUUUGAAACGUGGCAACAACACCAUAGAUCUCAACAAUUUGUACUUAGCCUUUGGAGAAUUUAGUUUGGAUCAAUGGUAUAAAACCAUUAAUCGCGACGUUGCGAGCUACAAAAUUCAUCCCGACUACGUAUACACGACCAACAGUGAUUCUGAUUUAGCGAUUUUGAUCAUGAGACUAAACGUCGAGUACAGUCCAUUCAUUAAACCAAUUUGUCUAUGGUCCGGUUCGACCGAUCUUGAAAACGUUGUUGAUAAAACAGGAUAUAUUGUGGGAUGGGGCAGAGAUGAUUUCGGUCAUCUUAACACCGACGAGCGACGGAUGGCUAGAGUAUCGAUAGUUAGUCAGGCGGACUGUCUCUGGAGCGACUCAGCUUUUAUUUCUCUUACCUCAAAGCGCACAUUUUGCGCCGGAUUACAAGACGGGAAUAAUUGUAAUGCUGACAGUGGAAGCGGACUGGUACUUUUCGAUCCUAUCACAAGACGUUAUAAGUUGCGCGGUGUUGCUUCGCGAGCGCUGUAUGGCAAUGCAUCUUUUCAAUGCAAUCCUACGAAGUAUAUCGUCUAUGUAGACGUGGCCAAAUAUGUACCUUGGAUUCAACAGCAAAUUUCUACUACGUAAUGCUGGUCUCGCUGCAGAGCACAAAAUGUGCUAGUCAACAAGCUUUUUAUAUGUAUAAUAGGGAU